AUGGAAUUUCAUCAGUUUCGAGAACGAUGCCAUGAAGUACAAAGCACGCUGAUAUCCGAAAUCCGCACCGAAAAUUCUGAUUCGUACAAGGGAGAGACCAUUAUUGAACCCGCUCUAGAAAGUCAGGAAGAUGACCUGUUGCAGGAAUCGUUUCAAAAUGUGGUGGCUGAUGAAUCGAUGGACAUAGGAGAAAUUAAAAUCGAAACUGAUGCCAAUGCAGAAUUGACAACAUUUCCAGACACAAAUAAACAUACAAAUGGAACGCAAACUGCAGUAGUACAGAUAGAAGACGAUGCCAACAACCACCAGUCACUUGAAUGUGAUAUAUGCCAUAAAAUAUUGGGCUCCACAGCAAGGCUGAAAUGUCAUAUAAGAGUUGUACAUGGUCCAAAAAAAUUCGAUUGCGUUCCCUGUGGAGUAUCAUUUACUGAACGAAAACACUAUGAUGUGCAUUUGCAAACUAAAUGGCAUAUCAAAAAAAUGCAGGACCUUGGAGUUAAAGACGAAACUAUCCCAAAAAAAGAGUUCCAGUGUGAUAUAUGUCCUGCAUCGUUUUCGACAAAAGCACAGCUCGAAAACCAUUACUGUAGAAGUCAUAAACCAAGACAAUUUACUUGCCCCUAUUGUCAAAAGAAAUAUGUAUCCAACCACGAUAUGCGUAGGCAUAUUGCGAAUGCUCACACGAGUGGGGACGAAAGACCAUUCGAAUGCGAUAUUUGUCAAAAGACAUUCAAGGUAAAAUCCCACAUAUAUGAGCAUAAGACUCGAGUGCACGGCCCAAAACUGCACCGUUGCGAUGUUUGUGGAUCCAGUUUCAGUACAAGCUCGAACUUAGCUCGGCAUAUGGCCACUCACAAUCGAAUCAAAUGAAGAUUAUAAAUUGGGUGCAUUGGAUGAUCACAAAUUUUAACUCUCUCAAGG
Molecule: messenger RNA, 921 nt
Organism: Aedes albopictus (Asian tiger mosquito)
Lineage: Eukaryota; Metazoa; Arthropoda; Insecta; Diptera; Culicidae
Product: zinc finger protein 691
Exons: 4
Coding region: 1-870 (289 amino acids)
Biological process (GO): regulation of transcription by RNA polymerase II
Cellular component (GO): nucleus
Molecular function (GO): DNA-binding transcription factor activity, RNA polymerase II-specific; RNA polymerase II transcription regulatory region sequence-specific DNA binding
Source: RefSeq, a predicted model, not a curated record